Molecule: messenger RNA, 950 nt
Organism: Solanum lycopersicum (tomato)
Lineage: Eukaryota; Viridiplantae; Streptophyta; Magnoliopsida; Solanales; Solanaceae
Biological process (GO): tRNA threonylcarbamoyladenosine modification
Cellular component (GO): EKC/KEOPS complex; nucleus; cytosol
Source: RefSeq, a predicted model, not a curated record
AAAAAAAAAUUAAGUAUAGUUAAAACUAGUCAAACCAAUGGAUAAAAAACCCUACAUUUGAUGAAAAGAUAGUAGUUGUUCUGAGCCACCGCUGACGAGCCUGGUUUUCUUCCCAGUUUUUUGAACUAAGCUCAGUGCGAAAGAAAAGAUAUCUCUUUCCAAUUCAUUUUGCCCCUCAAGGGUUAACAAUGAAGGCGUUUGAAGUUGGUGGAACCACCCUUUGUCUUGCCCUUUUCAGCGAUGUUACUAAUUCUAAAGAACUAUUGGACUUAAUGCAGUCUGCAACAUUGGAGCCAGAAGUAGCAUUUCUGAAUGCAUCACUUAUCCCGGAUGUAUUUCCUGUUUUAGCAGCUGCACACAAGACACUUGUAGCUAAAUCACGGGAUUCACUGACUACACGGACCCCCCAUUCUGAGCUUGUUUACAACUUCUCAGGAUCUAAGCAUAUUUCAGAGUCUUUGAAAAGAUGUGGUAUCGCAGACAACACAAGCUACAUCCUGGCAGCACGCUUUGGUGCUUCAGCUGAUGAGAUGGUGGCCAUAGAAAAACUCAUAAAGGGCAAUGAGAUUGACCUGAAGGAAUUAGAACAAAGAAUAAACCAGGCUCAGAUUCAAAAGCAUUACAAGAUAUCUAAUCUGGAGCUGGAGAUAUCGUCACUUGCAGAUGCAAUAACCUGCAGAAUUGCUGCCAGAGACGCUUUAUAAGCAUUGCACGCCUAUUGCACUAUUCAUUUCAUCUUUUUAUGUGUAAACUAUUAUGUCAGGAUCUCGACAAUUACUUUCCCAACCUUGUGUGAGAUACCAUUCCAUAGAUUUAGAAACCUCCCUUCAUGCUGUUGUGAUUGUUUUUACCUUGGCUUGCUUGUUUUUUACGUCUUGAUAAAUUUUGCAAAAACUAAUCAUGGCUAAUCAGGCCUUCUAAAAGUAAAAUAUGGCUGGUUGACUGGUUUA